Molecule: messenger RNA, 732 nt
Organism: Venustampulla echinocandica
Lineage: Eukaryota; Fungi; Ascomycota; Leotiomycetes; Helotiales; Pleuroascaceae
Product: Ribosomal L27 protein
Exons: 2
Coding region: 1-732 (243 amino acids)
Biological process (GO): translation
Cellular component (GO): ribosome; mitochondrial large ribosomal subunit
Molecular function (GO): structural constituent of ribosome
Source: RefSeq, a predicted model, not a curated record
AUGCUGCUCCCUCGAUUACAACCGCCCUUACGAGCUGCCAUCUGCUCAAUUGGCCGGUCCUCCCAGCAGCCAUGCAUCAAUGAAGCAUUUGCCGCGCUCAACAUCCGGGCAGCGUCCCCGACUUUAACGUUCGUCAGACAUGCGUCGCACGCGCAGCAGGGAGCUGUGAAUAAGGCAAAGGAUGGGCCGGGAAAGAGAUUGGGUGCUAAGAAAUCUGGAGAGCAGUAUGUGAUCCCAGGAAAUAUCAUCUUCCGCCAACGAGGCACGCUUUGGUUUCCCGGCGAGAACUGCGGCAUGGGCCGCGAUCACACGAUCUAUGCCACCGAAUCUGGCUAUGUCAAGUACUACAAAGAUCCCGAGAAACAUCCCAAGCGGCAGUACAUAGGCGUGGUCUUCGAGCGUGAUCAAGUUCUUCCCCUACCGAGAAAUAGCGUCAGGAGGAGGAAGUUGAAUAUGCUUGCUACGCAGAUGGAAGUCCCGCCCACGAUUGAGGAGAUCGAGGUCAAGUCAGAUUUAGUGCUGAAACCGAAGAAGGAGCGGAAGGUGUUGCAACUCAGGCCUGGAUAUAUGUACCGUGAGGCGAAUUGGGAGAUUGGGCGCGCGGCGGAGAGGGCGAAGGUUAAGGUCAAGGAGUUUAAACCGAGGGAUCGAUGGACGGCUUGGAGAAAGGCUUGGGCGAGGAAAUUGGUGAAUAAGGACAAGAGAAUCGUUGGGCAGAGGAAGAAGAAGUAG